AGAAACCAUUUUUAUAUUGUCGUCAAUAAUAAUGGCCACUUUCUGAUUACAUAUAUAUGAAUGUAUAUACUACUAUAAUACGUAGCUGCUCGUGUUUCUUGUCUCAGUUCUCUGUUAUAGCCACUAGCCAGGGCAUAUAAAGAUAAGAGAAGAGAAGAACAAAAAGGGAAAGAUGAACAACGUGUUUGAUGUGUCACCGUUCUUGCUAUUAGAAGCAUCUGCAGAUUCCGAAGCCGGCCACGACAGCGUUGACGAUGAUAAAUGCGUUAAGGAUUGCGAUAUUGAUGAGUCUUGCAGUGCCAGUUCGUGCGAGACGUCUUGUCAGAGACCGAUCAGUGACCUGGACGAUACGGUGAAUGAAGAAAGAGACGCCGGAGAGGAAUAAGACGACGACGGAGAAGGAGAGGUGAAUAGCUACAUAAGAUGUGGAAGAAGCCAACGUGAAAAUCUGGCCGUAGAUUCUGGUGCGGUGGUGAGUGAGAUGGAUCAAAAUCGAAUGUUCUGGGAAGCUUGCCUCGCAUCUUGAUCUCUGUGUUUCUUGUCUCAUCAAAAGAGAAAACAAAUAUCUAGCUUAGCGUGUUCUUGUCUGGGGUUUCUUGUCGCCUUUAAUGCACAACUAUGAAUGAUAUAGAAGAAUUCAUCAUCAAACUAUACAAAAAAAGCCUUCACUUCCCUUUCAACAACAAAAAAAUGUUUCCAGCUGUAUCCAAACCAUCCAACAUCUAACUAACGUUUAGAAAUUUUCUAAAAAAUUAAAGUUUUGAUUUUAUCUUCGUGUGUAUAUUGAAUGAUUUUACAUAUAGAGAAAUGGGAGCCAAAUAUAAUCAUUAGGCUCAAUAGCUAGCUGGUAAAUGAUAAAUGGAACCGAAUAAUUAUAAGAAAUGAAAUUAAACGGAACAAGUAUA
Arabidopsis lyrata subsp. lyrata is the source of this 905-nucleotide messenger RNA. RefSeq lists its product as uncharacterized. The record is from RefSeq and is a predicted model, not a curated record. NCBI's taxonomy places the organism in Eukaryota, Viridiplantae, Streptophyta, Magnoliopsida, Brassicales, Brassicaceae. The transcript has a single exon.